This is a messenger RNA of Prosopis cineraria, 3012 nucleotides long. Its product is annotated as receptor-like protein 6. Lineage: Eukaryota; Viridiplantae; Streptophyta; Magnoliopsida; Fabales; Fabaceae. Gene Ontology annotation, molecular function: protein binding. The record is from RefSeq and is a predicted model, not a curated record.
AUGGCAUUUGCAAUGAUGCUUUGCUUCUACUUGUUCUUUCUUUCUCCCUCCCUUUCUUCUUCUCUCAACCUGCCUUUUUGUAUUUCUCAUGACUCCUCUGCACUUCUCCAAUUCAAACACUCUUUCUCUCUUAAUCAUUCUGCUUCAAUCGAAUGUGAUGAGGAUUUUGAUGACUACUACCCAUAUACCACUCGGUUUGAGAAUUCAUCUUACCCCAAGAUGGCUUCAUGGGGGAAUUAUUCAAAUUGCUGCUUGUGGGAUGGGGUCACAUGUGACUCCAUGUCAGGCCAUGUGAUUGGCCUUGAUCUUAGUUGUAGCUGGCUUCAAGGUCAACUCCUUCCAAAUAAUAGCCUCUUCCGACUAUCUCAUCUCCAAUCACUCAACUUGGCUUUCAAUAAUUUUAGUGGGUCUUUGAUAUCAUCUCAGUUUGGUAAUUUUCCUUCUCUCACAUAUCUAAACUUAAGCCACUCUUUUUUCAUUGGUGAAAUUCCAUCAAAAUUUGCAUAUUCGUCAAAAUUGGUCUCUCUUGAUUUGUCUUGGAAUGGAUUUUACUCAUUUGAGAAGUGGAGUCCUUUGAGACUAGAAACAUCCACAUGGGAGAAGCUCAUUUUAAACAUGACUUAUUUGCGAGAACUUGCUUUAAAUUAUGUAAAUAUGUCUUCUAUUUCACCAAGCUCCUUAUCUUUACUCAUGAAUUUGUCAUCCUCUUUGGUCUCCCUUAGACUUCAACAUACUGAGUUGCAAGGGAAAAUCACAAAUGAUGUUUUUUGUCUGAAAAAUCUUCAGCAACUAGAUUUGUCAUGGAAUAGAAAUCUCAACAAUCAUCUUCCAAUAUCCAAUUGGAGCUCUUCUCUUUCAUUUUUGGAUCUUAGUUACGCAGCAUUCUCAGGAGUGUUUGAUUCCAUUGGAAAGUUAAAAUAUCUUAGUCAUUUAGAUCUUAGUAGUUGUAAAUUUGAAGGGCGGGUUCCUUUGGGUUUCAAGAAUCUUACCCAACUAACUUAUUUGGACAUUUCUGACAACAUGUUUAGUGGCAAGAUCUCAUUCUUUUCAUACCUAGAACAUCUCACUUUCUUAAACCUUGAAGGCAAUAAUUUUGUUGAGGAAAUCCCAUCUAAGAUCUCACAGUUGUCUAAAUUAGCCUCACUUGACUUGUCUUCAAAUUUUGAUGUCAAGGUACAAAUCUCAAAGCUCAACCGGAGCUCUCCUCUAACAAGUUUGAUUCUCACUGGGAUCCCUUUCUCAGGAAAGAUACCAAAUUCUAUAAGCCAUUUGAAGUCUCUUGAAGAGUUAGAUCUCAAAAAUUGCCAAUUUGAAGGGCCUAUUCCUCCAAGUUUCAAGAAUCUCAUUCAACUCACUUCUUUGGACCUUUCGUUGAACAAAUUUAGUGGUGGGAUCUCAUUUCUUUCAACACUCGUAAAUCUCACUUACAUAAAUCUUUCCAAUAAUAACUUUAGUGGUCAAAUUCCAUCACUUUCCAACCUUGAACGUCUCAAUGACUUAGUUCUUUCAAACAAUAAUUUUAGUGGUGGGGUUUCAUUUCUUUCAACACUUGUAAAUCCGAUUUCCUUAUAUCUUUCCAAUAAUAGUUUUAGUGGUCAACUGCCACUCUCACUUGGAAACCUUGAACGUCUCCAAGAUUUAGAUCUUUCAAUAAAUAAUUUUAGUGGUGGAAUACCAAAAGUGUUUGGAAAGCUCAAUAAAUUACACUCUUUGGAACUUAAUAAUAAUAAUUUCAAUGGUCAAGUGCCUUCAUCCCUUUCAAAUACAAGUGUCACAAUUCUUGAUCUUAGCUUCAACAAGUUGGAAGGAAACCUCCCAAUUCCAUUCUUCAGAGCUAGAUUUUUUUCAGUCUCAAACAAUAAAUUUAAGGGAGAUAUUUCCUUUCAUUUUUGCAAUGCAAGCUCAAUUGAGAUACUCAACUUGUCUCACAACAACUUGUCAGGUCCCAUUCCACAAUGCCUUGUUGCCCUCCCAAAUCUCGUUGUUCUAGAUCUACAGAUGAAUAAUUUUUUUGGAACUUUACCAAACAAUUUUUUAAAGAGAAAUGUCCUACAAACUCUACAUUUCAAUAGCAACCGAUUCAAGGGAUCAUUGCCUCUAUCUUUGGCUCAUUGCAAUCAGCUCGAAAUUUUUGAUGUUGGACAGAAUGAGAUUGAGGAUGCAUUUCCUAAGUUGCUUGAAAGUUUUCCAGAGUUACAAGUGCUUGUUUUAAGAGAAAAUAGAUUUUAUGGGACCAUUCAAUUCCCUAAGUUAAGGAUUUUUGACAUUUCCAACAACCACUUUAAUGGAUCUUUGCCAACAACAUACAUCAAGGAGUUUAAAGGAAUGAUGAAAAUAGAUGAUGUUGAAGAUGGUUCACAAUAUAUGGGAAGUAAAAAUUAUUCAUAUGAGGAUUCAGUGGUGAUCACAUGGAAAGGUUUUACCAUAGAGCUGGAAAGGAUCUUGAAAAUAUUCGGCACUAUGGACUUGUCAAAUAAUAGGUUGGAUGGGGAGAUUCCAGAAGCUAUUGGAGAGCUACAUGCACUAAUAGGACUAAAUCUCUCCCACAAUAGAAUCACUGGUUCUAUUCCAAAAUCAAUGGGGAAUUUGACAAGCCUAGAAUGGUUAGAUCUAUCAAGUAACAAGCUUGUGGGUGACAUUCCUCAAGAAUUGACAAAUCUCAACUUUCUUUCUAUUUUGAACCUUUCACAAAAUCAGCUUGAGGGAACCAUACCAAGAGGUAAACAAUUUGAUACAUUCCAAAGUGAUUCAUAUGAGGGAAAUGUAGGAUUGUGUGGUGUUCCAUUGUCAAAAACUUGCAAUACGGAUGGACCUUCAUCAACUUUUGAAUCUAAUGAGAAAUUUGGAUUUGAUUGGAAACCAGUAGCCUUGGGAUAUGGAUGUGGAAUGGUAUUCGGAAUCCUCAUGGGACAUGUUGUGUUCUCAAUUGGGAAACCUCAUUGGCUUGUUAAAAUUUUUGGAAGUCAACCUGUGAAAGCAAAAAGGACAAGAAGGAGGGCUCAUGCAAAUUGA